AUGAUUUUUAAACAUUUUCGGAUCUAUAAAAAUAUUUGCUUCUGUCGCCAUUCAUCAUCACUAUCAACAAUAUUUGCUUUAGCAACUGGUCCUCAACUACGCAGUGGUGUAGCUAUUAUUCGCGUAUCCGGUUCGUUGGCAACACAAUCAUUGUUAAAAUUAACAAGAGAAACUAAGCUAGAAAAGUUUAAACCCAAACAAUUAUAUGUAGGAAAGAUUUAUCAUCAUAAAACAAAUGAUUUAAUCGAUCAAUGUAUGACUGUAUGGUUUAAAGGGCCAAAAAGUUUUACAGGCGAAGAUGUUGUCGAAUUUCAUAUUCAUGGAUCAAAAGCUGUUGUAGGUGCAAUAUUUUCAGCGCUUAGUUCAUUUCCAAAUUAUCGUCUAGCCGAACCUGGUGAAUUUAGUAAACGAGCUUAUUUAAACGGUCGUUUGGAUCUAACUGAAGCAGAAGGUUUAAUUGAUUUAAUUAAUGCUCAAACUGAACAACAACGUAAACAAUCAUUAUAUCAAAUGCAAGGUUCAUUAAAAGAACUAUAUGAACGUUGGCGAUUAGAUUUAGUCAAGUCUUUAGCACAUGCUGAAGCUUAUAUUGAUUUUCAUGAAGAUCAACAUAUUGAAAAUGAUAUUUUGUCAGAUGUUAUUAAUACAGUUAAAGCAGCUUAUAAUGCCAUGUCAAUACAUUUACAAGAUCAGCGUCGUGGAGAAAUUUUACGUGAUGGUUGUCGAGUUGCUAUUCUAGGCGCACCUAAUGCUGGAAAAAGUUCACUACUGAAUAUUUUGACACAAAAACCAACAGCGAUUGUUUCACCUAUUGCUGGCACAACACGAGAUGUUAUCGAGUCAACAAUCGAUUUAGGUGGAUAUCCAAUAGUGAUUUGUGAUACAGCAGGUUUAAGAAUAACAGAUGAUCCCAUUGAAAAUGAAGGAGUUUUAAGAGCUGUUGAUCGAGCAAAUACCUGUGAUCUUUUGAUUAUUGUUGUUGAUAUUAAUAUGUUAUCUCUUCAUGAUAAUCUAAAUGAACAGAUCGAUAAACAUUUAUCUGAUUUAUUUACAAUAAAAUCAUCUUCAUUUAAUUCUCUAACAAAAUUAAUUCUAUUGAAUAAAAUUGAUUUAACCAAUGAAAAUAUUCGACUGAAAUUUCAACAAUUAAAUGAUAAUAUUAUACCUAUAUCAUGUACUUCAGGUGUUAAUAUAGAAGAAUUUCUUUCGAAAUUAACUAAAUCAAUUGCCGAAAAAUGUACUGAACCAUCAUUUACAACACCUUAUUUAACGAAUGAACGUCAUCGAAUGUAUUUAGCACGCACAGUUGAUGACCUGUCAAUGUUUCUAACAUUUAUUAACAAUAAUCAAGAUCUCGUUCUAGCUGUUGAAUAUCUUCGUCUUGCUAUUCGAUCACUUGGCACAGUGACUGGUGUUGUUUAUACAGAAGAAUUACUUGAUGUUAUUUUUCGUGAUUUUUGUAUUGGAAAAUAA
Messenger RNA from Rotaria socialis, 1473 nucleotides. NCBI's taxonomy places the organism in Eukaryota, Metazoa, Rotifera, Eurotatoria, Philodinida, Philodinidae. The record is from the annotation of a GenBank genome assembly.